This is a messenger RNA of Setaria italica (foxtail millet), 654 nucleotides long. RefSeq lists its product as uncharacterized. The transcript has a single exon. The record is from RefSeq and is a predicted model, not a curated record. Gene Ontology annotation, molecular function: RNA-DNA hybrid ribonuclease activity; nucleic acid binding. Lineage: Eukaryota; Viridiplantae; Streptophyta; Magnoliopsida; Poales; Poaceae. The coding region runs from base 1 to 654 and encodes 217 amino acids.
AUGGCGUGCUCGCUCCUCCCCUCGGCGGCGCCAUUCUUCCCGAGCCCGUCGUGCCGCCGCGUGCAGCCGCUUUCUCCGUGCGCCCGGCCGUUCCAGCCGUCGCCGCCGCCCUCCCGCGUCGUGCUGGUGCGGUGGACGCCGCCUCCUCCGGGCUGGUACAAGGUAAGCUUCGACGCCUCGGUCUACAACGACGGCUCGCGGCGGGCGAGCAUCGGCGGCGCGAUCCGCGACGGCGCCGGCCGCGUCGUCCUGGCGUACGCCGAGCAGACGGAGCACUCGACGGUCGGCAUCGUCGAGGCGCGUGCCAUGAUCCGCGGGCUGCGGCUGGCGCUCGCGCUGGGCCUGCAGCGGGUGGUGGUCGAGGGCGACGACCUGGUACUGGUGCAGCUGCUGCGCGGCGAGGAGACGCAGACGCGCAUCCCGGUGGCGAUGCAAGAAGAGAUCGUCGGGCUACUUCGGUGCUUCCCCGGGCGCGACGUCCGGCACAUCUACAGGGAAGGGAAUCAGGUGGCGCACACCCUCUGCCGGCAGGCGUACCACGGCCCCGGGGUGUGGGUAGGCGGCUGCAACCGGCUGCCGCCCGCCGUGUGGGAGAAGGCCGAAGAAGACAGGCGUGGCGUGGCGCACGAGCGCACGGUGCUCCGUGCAGGUUGA